AUGACCGAUUUAGAACCCUACUAUUUUAAGGGAGAUCAGCAGGUUAUAUGCGGUGAAAUUGUCCCUUCAAUUGAGGAUGAUUUUGAUGAAAACUAUCCCUCGAUAGUGGACCGUUUUUUCACUCGUUAUUACUAUGAUUUUUCCGACCAGCAAACGGAACCGCACCAAGUUCUUUAUCACUCGAAUCGAAUAUGCCUGAUCGGACUAGCCCCAGGCCACGACGCUUUCGCGCGAGGAAUCGAGUCGAUAACGUUCGACGUGGGUAAAAUCGAUCGUAGCCAAAACCGUGUCAAGGGAAAGAAGAAAAGUGGAGGGAUGAUUGUCCAGAUGGAUUCUUCACUGGCUUUGGUCACCUGUAAAGAUGGUAGGGUGUUCAAAGUGCGUAGUUGCGUGCCAGGCAAGUUGGUGGAAGUAAAUCAAAGGGUGGUUGAGGACGUCAGUUUGCUUGAGAAGGAAGGAGAAGGCUAUAUUGCGAUUGUGAUGCCCAAACCGGAGCAGUGCGAAGCAAUUAAGAACAAGUUGAUGUCUAGGGAGCAGUUUGAGUCGAAAAAUGGUAACGUUAUUGAGUAAGGUUGGGUUGGAAUAAACAAAUAGAGAUGAAAA
Messenger RNA from Topomyia yanbarensis, 603 nucleotides. Its product is annotated as protein Abitram. The record is from RefSeq and is a predicted model, not a curated record. Gene Ontology annotation, biological process: dendrite morphogenesis; regulation of actin filament polymerization; regulation of filopodium assembly. Lineage: Eukaryota; Metazoa; Arthropoda; Insecta; Diptera; Culicidae. Gene Ontology annotation, molecular function: actin monomer binding; actin filament binding. The transcript has a single exon. Gene Ontology annotation, cellular component: filopodium tip; lamellipodium; dendrite. Bases 1 to 570 code for a protein of 189 amino acids.